AUGAAAUUCAGCUCUUCACUCAAGUUUAAUGCGGUCGCAGAGUGGUGGGACGAGUACAUUGCCUACUCUGCGUUGAAAAAAUACAUAUUCCAGCUCGAGAAACAGGUCCUCGAAAGCAAUGAGAAUGGGCAGCUGCACGACCUCGAGGCCAAUGAACGCUCACGACUGAUGGCCAACGAACGUGGGGAGGGUAGCAUGAAUAUCCGCACAGCGGACAAGUUCUUUGCGACUCUCUUGGACAAGGAGCUUGAAAAGAUUCUCAAAUUUUAUACCGAGACUGAAGCAGACGUGGCCAAGGACAUUGAAACGCUCGAAGCCGACGUUGCGCAGAAGGACGCAGAGGGUCCCUCACCAGCUGGGAGCGAGUAUGAAGACGACGAGGAUGAUGAAGAUGAUGAAGACGACGAGGAUGGAAAGCUACACCGUCGCAGUCUUUCACGUCCUGGUCCUGCCAGAGGCCACAGUCCCAACGAUUUGAGGUAUAGCGUCAGCGAUUAUGGCGAGAUGGGCCUCAGCACGACCUUGUCUGCAGGCAGAGCAAGCGGAUCAUCCCCCGAUGCACGUAGGCGUCACCGUAAGAGCUCCGAGGCAGAGAGGCCCGUCAUACCAAGAUCGACGCUGUCCAAUAUCAUCGACAAGGUUGCCCGCAGAGCCUCCUUUUCCGAACAGUCUCCCAUCUUGGACCAAAGCGUGUGGAAUGCGCAAACGAAUCAUGCACGUGAUGUGCGCAUGUUGUUCAAGCGACGGAUUACGACACUGUACAACACGACUGUUGGCCUGCGGUCGUAUGUCGAGCUGAAUUACUCGGGAUUCCGCAAAAUACUCAAAAAGUACGACAAGGUCCUGGAUAGCUCGCUGCAAGCACCCUACUUGCACGAAAAGGUCGAGACUGCGUACCCUUGGCUCCCAGAGACCAAGAGCAAACUCAACACAUGGAUCUCGAAUCUUACGGCAUUGUACGCCAAGUGUGUCACGCAUGGCGACGUCGCAGCUGCGCAAAAGCAGCUCAAGAUUCAGCAGAGAGAACACAUUGUUUGGGAACGUGAUACCGUUUGGCGACAGAUGAUCGCACAGGAAAGACGCGGUGAGAUUGGCGACGGGCCCAAGGCAAUCGGAGAAUCGCCUGGCAAAGAGAAAAAGCCGGCACUCAUCGACUUUACAACUCGAUGGGGACGCGUACGCAUCACCAAGAGGCUUGUCUGGUUCUCAAUUGCGACAAUCGUAUUCUUUGCUUUACUCGCCAAUCCGGUUCUCGACCGACCAGAACCCUCUAACUGUUUUGCAAUUCUCUGCUAUGCCACGAUUCUUUGGGCAACAGAGGCCAUACCCCUAUUUGUCACUUCAAUCUUUGUCCCGUUCCUUCUGUCGGUAUUCCGAGUUAUUCGGUCGCAGGAUGGAUACGAUACUCGGCUCACGACAUCUCAAGCAACCAAGUAUAUAUUCUCCGUCAUGUUCUCGCCCACCAUCAUGCUACUUAUCGGAGGCUUCACCAUUGCAUCUGCCAUUUCCAAGACCAAUAUUGACCGAGUUCUCAUCACUCGUGUUCUCAGCUUUGCAGGAACACGACCAAGCACCGUCCUCCUCUCAUUUAUGAUUGUUUCGUGUUUUGCCAGCAUGUGGAUCAGUAAUGUCGCAGCGCCGACACUCUGCUUCACCCUCAUUAGACCCAUUCUUCGGACCCUGCCUCCGAAGUCUUCAUUUGCGCCAUGCCUGAUUCUCGCGAUUGCCCUCGCGGCCAAUAUCGGAGGACAAAGCUCGCCAAUUUCAUCUCCACAGAACUUGAUCGUACUUCAGCACAUGGACCCACCCCUCGACUGGCUCGAGUGGUUCAGUGUGGCUCUUCCUGUCUCUGGUGUAUCUAUCAUCCUCAUCUGGCUGUUCCUCCUACUCAGCUAUCGGCCGGGGAAAACUGUCGAUGGCACCCCAUUGGAGAUUAAGCCCAUUCGUGCGUCCAAAGAAAAGUUUAAUUGGAAGCAGUAUUGGGUGUCGUUUGUUUGCAUACUCACCAUUGGUCUAUGGUGCGUUGAGCACUCCAUCGAGCAAUACGUGGGCGAUAUGGGCAUCAUUGCCAUUUUGCCCAUUGUUGCUUUCUUCUCCACGGGUGUGCUCAAGAAGGACGACUUUGAGCAGUUCCUUUGGUCCAUUGUAUUCAUUGCAAUGGGUGGCUCUGCUCUGGGCAAGGCAGUCGAAGCGAGCAAGCUGCUCGAAGCCAUGGACGUGGUCAUCCGGGACAUGAUCUCUGGACUCUCCUUCUAUGUGGUUGUGAUCGUGCUCUCGGCGGUUGUUCUCGUCAUCUCCACAUUCAUCAGCCACACGAUCGCCAGCGUCCUUCUUGUGCCUAUUGCUGCCGAAGUGGGGGCGAAUUUGCCGGAACCACACCCAAAUUUGCUCAUCUUCCUGACGGGCCUCAUUUGCUCUACAGGGAUGGGCAUGCCCGUCUCAGGUUUCCCUAAUCAAACUGCAGCAACGCAGACAGACGACGUGGGAGAACUGUAUCUGACAAAUGUCGACUUUUUGAAGAAUGGAGUACCUGCGAGUAUUAUUGCUACCGUGGUUGUUGCGACGUUGGGCUUUGGCUUGAUGAAGGCUAUAGGGUUGCAAUGA
This is a messenger RNA of Serendipita indica DSM 11827, 2604 nucleotides long. The record is from the annotation of a GenBank genome assembly. Lineage: Eukaryota; Fungi; Basidiomycota; Agaricomycetes; Sebacinales; Serendipitaceae.